ACAGGAUCUCAUGUUGAGUGGUGUAAACAGCUUAUAGCUGCUACAAUUUCUAGUCAGAUUUCAGGUUCAGUGACAUCAGAAAAUGUGUCCAGAGAUUACAAGGCUCUGAGGGAUGGGAACAAGCUGGCGCAGAUGGAAGAAGCUCCGCUUUUUCCAGGAGAAUCCAUCAAGGCCAUUGUUAAAGACGUCAUGUACAUCUGUCCAUUCAUGGGAGCAGUGGGCGGCACCCUGACAGUGACAGACUUCAAGAUGUACUUCAAAAACGUAGAGCGGGAUCCACAUUUCGUCCUUGAUGUGCCCCUUGGAGUCAUCAGCCGAGUGGAAAAGAUCGGAGCCCAGAGCCAUGGCGACAACUCUUGUGGAAUAGAGAUUGUGUGCAAGGAUAUGAGGAACUUGCGACUUGCUUAUAAGCAGGAUGAACAGAGUAAACUGGGGAUAUUUGAAAACCUCAACCGAUAUGCAUUUCCUCUUUCCAAUGGACAGGGACUAUUUGCAUUCAACUAUAAAGAAAGAUUUCCAGUUAAUGGCUGGAAAGUUUAUGAUCCAGUAUCUGAAUAUAAGAGACAGGGUUUGCCCAAUGAGAGCUGGAAGAUCUCCAAAAUAAACAGUAACUAUGAGCUCUGUGACACCUACCCUGCCAUCAUCGUUGUGCCUACCAGCGUGAAAGAUGACGACCUGGCAAAGGUGGCAGCCUUCCGUGCAAAAGGCAGAGUCCCUGUGUUAUCCUGGAUUCAUCCAGAGAGUCAGGCAACGAUUACGCGCUGCAGCCAGCCACUUGUGGGUCCCAAUGACAAGCGCUGCAAAGAAGAUGAGAAAUACCUGCAGACAAUAAUGGAUGCUAACGCGCAGGCGCACAAGCUCGUCAUCUUCGACGCCAGGCAGAACAGUGUUGCCGAUACCAACAAGGCGAAGGGCGGAGGGUACGAAAGUGAAAGUGCUUACCCGAAUGCUGAGCUCGUGUUCCUGGAAAUCCACAACAUUCAUGUGAUGCGCGAGUCCCUCCGGAAGCUGAAGGAGAUCGUGUACCCGACCAUCGACGAGACCCGCUGGCUGUCCAAUGUGGACGGGACCCACUGGCUCGAGUACAUAAGGACACUUCUUGCUGGAGCUAUGAGAAUUGCUGAUAAAAUUGAAUCUGGGAAAACUUCAGUGGUGGUGCACUGCAGUGACGGAUGGGACCGCACGGCCCAGCUCACAUCCCUGGCCAUGCUGAUGUUGGACAGCUAUUACCGGACCAUUAAAGGCUUUGAAACUCUCAUAGAAAAGGAGUGGAUAAGCUUUGGCCAUAGGUUUGCUAUGCGUUUGGGCCAUGGUGACGACAACCACGCCGACGCGGACAGGUCGCCCAUAUUUCUCCAGUUUAUUGACUGUGUGUGGCAGAUGACGAGACAGUUUUCUUCAGCGUUCGAGUUCAAUGAGCUCUUCCUGAUAACAGUCUUGGACCACCUUUAUAGCUGCCUCUUUGGGACUUUUUUGUGCAACUGUGAGCAGGAGCGAUUCAAGGAGGAUUUGUGUACGAAGACUAUCUCUCUGUGGUCUUACAUCAACAGCCAGCUAGAUGAGUUUUCCAACCCUUUCUUUGUCAACUAUGAAAACCACGUGCUGUACCCGGUCGCUAGCCUGAGUCAUCUGGAGCUGUGGGUGAACUACUACGUCCGCUGGAACCCACGGAUGAGACCUCAGAUGCCGAUUCACCAGAACCUCAAGGAGCUGCUGGCGGUCCGGACAGAGCUGCAGAAGAGGGUGGAGGACCUGCAGCGCGAGGUGGCCAUGCGCUCCAUCUCAUCCUCGUCCGAGCGAGGCUCCUCGCCGUCCCACGCCACCACCCCGGUGCAUACCUCCGUCUGACGGGUGGCGA
Messenger RNA from Elephantulus edwardii (Cape elephant shrew), 1858 nucleotides. RefSeq names its product myotubularin related protein 1 (gene MTMR1). The transcript is spliced from 14 exons. The record is from RefSeq and is a predicted model, not a curated record. Gene Ontology annotation, biological process: phosphatidylinositol dephosphorylation. NCBI's taxonomy places the organism in Eukaryota, Metazoa, Chordata, Mammalia, Macroscelidea, Macroscelididae. Bases 133 to 1848 code for a protein of 571 amino acids. Gene Ontology annotation, molecular function: phosphatidylinositol-3,5-bisphosphate 3-phosphatase activity.